AUGGCAACAAAACACCAAGAAAUGCUCACAUUGGAAGGAGCAAAGAUCGCGAUCGCGGCAUCGGAGAAGAAGGCACGUGAAAUAGGCGUUGACAUGAAUAUUGCGAUCGUCGAUGCCUCUACACACCUAUUACACUUCUCUCGGAUGCCGAAUGCAAAGAUUACUUCUAUUAGUAUCGCAAUGGACAAAGCCUUCACAGCUGCAGGUCAUCGAGUAGGCACGCAUACCUACAAAGAAGCCGUUUGGCCAGGAGGACCGGCAUUUGGACUUGGAAACACGAAUGGAGGGCGAUUCACCACUUUUGGUGGAGGAUUACCUAUUACGAACUCGAAGGGAGAGGUCAUUGGUGGUAUUGGAGCAAGUACUGGGACGCCGGCUCAAGAUCAACAGGUUGUGCAAGCUGGAGUCGAUGCUUUGGAGGCGGUGUUGAGUGGGAAAGUCAAGGCGAAGCUGUAG
Mollisia scopiformis is the source of this 456-nucleotide messenger RNA. Its product is annotated as DUF336-domain-containing protein. The coding region runs from base 1 to 456 and encodes 151 amino acids. The record is from RefSeq and is a predicted model, not a curated record. NCBI's taxonomy places the organism in Eukaryota, Fungi, Ascomycota, Leotiomycetes, Helotiales, Mollisiaceae. The transcript has 2 exons.